Messenger RNA from Haemonchus placei, 423 nucleotides. NCBI's taxonomy places the organism in Eukaryota, Metazoa, Nematoda, Chromadorea, Rhabditida, Trichostrongylidae. The record is from the annotation of a GenBank genome assembly.
AUGGACAAGAAGGUCGAUGGCCGCUGCUUCCAUUAUCUACGCUUUGCAGACGACAUCGUGCUCAUAGCACCGAACAUCGAGCGGGCGGAACAAUCGCUGGCCGACAGCACUUGUGAAGAGAUCGGAUUACGACUGAACCUAACGAAGACGAUUUUUAUACGAAGCGGACUGAUACCUGAUGCCUCUUACAAACAAAACGGAACGAACAUCUCUGGACGCUUUAACUACGUCUAUCUAAGCCAAGAACGUGAAGGAAGCAUCGGGAACCAAUCCGUUGCUUGUAAAGCUUGUCCUCGUCAGGAUCGGAUGCGAGCCGAUCUUCCCAUCAAUCUUGUUGAAUUCAGUCACCAUUCGUUCCGCCUGCUCGAUAUUCGGCUUGAGGAUGACCAUGCUGGCGAAGAUGAUGCAAGUAGCUGUCGUUGA